AUGAAUGAUAAAAAAACAAAAACGGCGCCCGAAAAAUCGUCAAUUCCAUCGAGAGUUCCGCCAGUCGAUGAUGCCGUCACACAAAUUGUCGAAAAAAUGUCGUCGGAUGAACUCGAUCGUCUGAUUAAAUUGGCGUUGGAGAAGCGACGAGAAAGUUUCGGCUAUUUUACACUACCAAACGAAGAUGAUAGUUUCCUCGUCAGCGAUUCAUAUGAUGGGCCUGUGUGCGAUAUUCCAGAAGUUGUCAAUGAGAAUGAGAGGUCUGACGAGCGGCCGAGUUCGGAGGGCUCAUCGGGCGAGUCGGAUUUGGAUUCGAGGAAAAGAAAGUGCUCGAUUUGCCUGAAUCGCUAUUCGACCAUCAACAAUUUGUUGAGGCAUCGUUUGUCGCAUUCGGUGAAGGAUAUGCUCACGUGCGGAAUUUGUCAACAAAAAUUCACGAAUCGCAAUCAAAUCAUCGCGCAUUUGAUAAUGGAGCUCAAACUGUUCGAAUGCGAACAAUGCGACAUGUGUUUUUCGACAGAAGCGAAAAAAUUUAAGCACACGGCAAAAUGCGCUUCGACCGCCGCCAAACGAGUGGGCUCAAUUUGCGAGCUCGAAAUGGCGCAGAUGGAAUAUCGACGGCGCAAAGUCGAACAGCAACGACAAUGGGAGAUUGUCGAGAAUCAGCGAAUUGAGGAAGCUCGAAAAGCUUUGGAGAGUAAUAAUAAUAAUAAUAAUAAUAGCACUGGCAGAAGCGAGGAGGCGAGUGAGGCGAAGCUUGUCGACAAGAGUAGCUCGAGCAGCAGUACCUCAACAGAAGGAAUGUCGAAUGCCGGAUUGCGAGAGGAAGAAGAAGAAGACGACGACGUCGAAGAAGAAGCGCAUUGUAUAAAUGGAUCAGGUGACGAUUAUCCGGAAGUUCGAGAAGAGCCGAAGACGGCAAAUGGCGAUGAUGUGAAAGUUGAAGAAGAGCGAGAUGAAGCAUUGUCGAAGCGUGUCGAGAAUGAUGGGAAUUGUGGGAAAUUGGUCGAUGAGUUGCUGCAAUUGCGAGAUCGUCAUUUUGCGAGUCUCGAAGUCGUCAAAGCGGACAAAACGCGUCUUGAAGAAGCGAUUGGCAGAAUGGAGAAUUUGAAUCGCGAGAUUCAGCAGAAAUUUGAGGCGAUCAACGCGAAGUUGACUAGAGUAGGCGAUGAGAAGCCGAUGAAGUUGGUUGAUGAAGGCGUGGCGUCGAGUGUGAAGCCGAAACGAAAACCGAUUUUGCCGCCGCCGCUACCAAAAAGGAGAAUUGUUGCGUCAGUUGAGCCGAACGAGCUCAAUGAGGCGGGUCUCGCGAAUAACGGUGGUCCGUCCGAAAAUCGUGAAGAACACACAAACGCUCAAAUCGCAAAUGAUACGACUAGACCGUCGGAAGCUGCUCAAAAUUCGAGAGAGACGAGACAAAUCGAAUGCUCGAUUUGCUCGACGACACUUGGUGAUAUUGUGGAGCUUCUCGCGCAUCGACAUCGACAUCACGGCCAAGUGGCGAUGUUGACGUGUGGAUUUUGCGAUCGAGAAUUCAGCGGCUAUGCGCAUAUUAAGCAACAUCUUUAUAAAGAAUACAACGUGUUCUCGUGCGAGUUUUGCAAGAAACCGUUCAUCAGCGCUUAUUUGCUUCAGCGUCAUGGCUAUCAUUGUUCGGCGACGAAAGAGGUGACGUGUGUGAUAUGCGAGACGAAAUUCGCCUCGGCGAAUUUGCUACGCGAGCACGAGGAUGAUUGUCGCGAGAAUUUCGAAAUGAUGAUGAGAAACGCCUAUCCGGUGCCGAGACCCGCUCAGGCUGGUGUAAAGACGACCAACAAGAAGAGCCUCUCAUUUUUGCUGUCGAAAAAGCCGACUGAUCGUCGCGCGACGACGCGAAAUCGGCAGAUCCCAAGACGAUAUAUGGUCGAGCCAGGCGAUGAGCUACCACUGAACACAUCGGCUGAAAAUGGCGCAUCGCCGGCGAAAAAAUAUCGGAGAAGCUAA
Messenger RNA from Caenorhabditis bovis, 1983 nucleotides. The record is from the annotation of a GenBank genome assembly. Lineage: Eukaryota; Metazoa; Nematoda; Chromadorea; Rhabditida; Rhabditidae.